AUGGAAAAGGGAACAGACAGAAUGGCCGCCGCCGCCUCCCAGUGCCGGAGCCCCCGCUGCACGGCGGAGCGCAGGGGAGUCCGCCGAGAACUCGACUCCUGGCGGCACCGGCUCAUGCACUGUGUGGGUUUUGAAAGUAUUUUAGAAGGGCUUUAUGGACCAAGGCUACGAAGAGACCUCAGUUUAUUUGAAGACUGUGAGCCAGAAGAGCUAACUGACUGGUCUAUGGAUGAGAAAUGUUCCUUUUGUAAUUUACACAAAGAAACAGUCAGUGAUCGUGCAUCAGUUAUCGGUUCUUCACAGUCAACGCCUACAGAGGAACUGUCAUCUCAGGGCCAGUCCAACACUGAUAAGAUUGAAUGCCAAGCAGAAAACUAUCUAAAUGCACUCUUUCGAAAGAAAGAUCUUCCUCAGAACUGUGAUCCUAACAUUCCCCUAGUUGCUCAGGAAUUAAUGAAAAAAAUGAUCCGUCAGUUUGCAAUUGAGUACAUUUCAAAAAGUAGCAAAAUUCAAGAGAACAGAAAUGGUUCAUCGUUUGAACCAAGUCUGGUAUGUAAAAGCAUCCAAAUGAACCAAACGGAAAACUCCCUUCAGGAAGAACAGGAUAGCCCUCUAGACCUCACUGUGAAUCGAACUCAAGAACAGAAUACUCAGCAAGGGGAUGGAGUGCUAGAUCUCUCUACAAAGAAAAGCGCGAGGUUGGAAGAACCAAAAUACGAUCCAUUGUGUUCUGAAAACUCAGUGUCUGGGAGACUACACAGACACAGAGAGGACUAUGUGGAAAGAAGUGCUGAGUUUGCAGAUGGUUUGCUCUCAAAAGCUUUGAAAGACAUUCAGUCUGGAGCACUGGACAUAAAUAAAGCAGGCAUACUUUAUGGCAUACCUCAAAAAACUUUACUUCUCCACUUAGAAGCCUUACCAGCAGGAAAGCCUGCACCUUUUAAAAACAAAACUCGAGAUUUCAAUGAUAGUUAUUCAUUUAAAGACAGUAAAGAAACUUGUGCAGUCCUACAAAAAGUAGCCUUGUGGGCAAGAGCUCAAGCAGAGCGCACAGAAAAAAGUAAACUCAGUCUACUUGAAACCUCAGAAUUAAAAUUCCCAACAGCUUCCAGUUACCUCCACCAGUUAACUCUACAGAGAAUGGUCACUCAAUUUAAAGAAAAAAGUGAAAAUCUACAAUAUGAAACUUCAAGUCCUACUGUACAAUUAAAAAUUCCUCAGCUAAGAAUAAGUUCUGUGUCCAAACCACAGUCUGAUACUGCUGGUCUUCUGGAUGUUAUGUACCACGUUUCUAAAACCUCCUCAGUCUUAGAAGGAUCAGCUCUUCAAAAAUUGAAAAAUAUACUCCCUAAACAGAACAAAAUUGAAUGUUCUGGACCUGUAACUCACUCAAGUGUUGACUCCUACUUUCUGCAUGGGGACCUCUCUCCUUUGUGUCUUAAUGCUAAGAAUGGGACAGUAGAUGGAACCUCAGAAAAUACAGAAGAUAGUUUGGAUCGUAAGGAUAAUAAGCAACCAAGAAAAAAACGUGGCCGUUAUCGGCAGUAUGAUCAUGAAAUAAUGGAAGAAGCAAUUGCAAUGGUAAUGAGUGGGAAAAUGAGUGUUUCCAAAGCACAAGGAAUUUAUGGGGUACCUCACAGCACUUUAGAAUAUAAAGUAAAAGAAAGAUCUGGAACGUUGAAGACUCCGCCGAAGAAGAAACUCCGAUUACCAGAUACUGGCUUAUUUAAUAUGACAGAAUCAGGGACUGGCAGCUGCAAAAAUAGUAGCAAGCCUGUGUAGAAUAAUUGUUAGCGAAUUGUUUUGUGUGUGUGUAUGUAUGUCUGUAUACACACACUGUGUGAGAAAUACAUAUGCUCACUCUGACAGAAGACGUGAAAUUAUACAGUUCAAAAACCACAUACAUGCCUUUUGAAAAAUAG
Gymnogyps californianus (California condor) is the source of this 1922-nucleotide messenger RNA. It is a transcript of the gene LCORL, whose product is annotated as ligand dependent nuclear receptor corepressor like. The coding region runs from base 1 to 1782 and encodes 593 amino acids. The record is from RefSeq and is a predicted model, not a curated record. Gene Ontology annotation, molecular function: DNA binding. NCBI's taxonomy places the organism in Eukaryota, Metazoa, Chordata, Aves, Accipitriformes, Cathartidae. The transcript has 7 exons. Gene Ontology annotation, biological process: regulation of transcription by RNA polymerase II. Gene Ontology annotation, cellular component: nucleus.